AUGGGAAAAUACAUAACUAAUUGCAUGAAUUGUCACUUCACCUGUCACUAUCCUUGUAGAAUUCCUAGAGAUGAAGAUAAGCAUGGUUGUGCCGCUAUCAAUAGCAGCACAGGAAGAUGCAAAGUCUGUCCGCGCCAGUGUGAGUGGAGUGUGCACUACAAUCAGAAAUACAAAUUUGAAUAUACCACCAAAAAAGAGAGAAGGACCUAUGAAGAACUGAAGCAAAAGUAUGAACGUGCCUCUGGUGAGCUGAUGACCACAGAGAAAUUGCUUGAAAAGCUUAAUGAGGAAUAUGAAGAAGUGAAACACAUCUUAGAAGAGCUCAUCAAGAAAUCAUCUCAAAGCCUCCAGCGCCUUCAGGCGAUUGCACUGAAGCCCAGCCCACUCUCUACCCCAGAGUACAUUGAUCUGCUCAUCCUGUCCGAAGAACAGGAGCUGAAGCCUGGAUAUCAGCAGCGAAUCCGGUCCCUGAAGGAAGUGAGGAAAGUAGCUAGUUGA
Messenger RNA from Podarcis lilfordi (Lilford's wall lizard), 498 nucleotides. The record is from the annotation of a GenBank genome assembly. Lineage: Eukaryota; Metazoa; Chordata; Lepidosauria; Squamata; Lacertidae.